Messenger RNA from Jatropha curcas, 1743 nucleotides. RefSeq names its product NPL4-like protein B. Gene Ontology annotation, biological process: ubiquitin-dependent protein catabolic process. Gene Ontology annotation, molecular function: ubiquitin protein ligase binding; ubiquitin binding. Lineage: Eukaryota; Viridiplantae; Streptophyta; Magnoliopsida; Malpighiales; Euphorbiaceae. The record is from RefSeq and is a predicted model, not a curated record. Gene Ontology annotation, cellular component: nucleus.
AGUAAUGUGAUGGUCAUGGUGGGUUCUGGACUCCUAGUGAAACCAGAAAAAGAUAUCAUGGCAACGGUGUCGUUUUCCUUCCCACAUUCUUUAGCCAAACAUUAUAUCUUCCUUGUCCGAUUCACCGUCUUCCACAUUAAGAAAGCAAACUCCAUAGAAAGUUUCUCUGACUCUGCACUCCAAGUAUCAGUUCUCUUCAAUUCCCUCCAUAAAACCCUUAAAAUCCUCUUACGCCGUUGCAGCUGCUAUCUCUCCAUCUACGUUACCAAGAUGAUGCUUAGAAUCCGUAGCAGAGACGGCCUCGAGCGCGUCUCGGUGGGUAACCCCAACACCACCGUCUCUCAGCUCAAAACCCUAAUCCAAAAUCAGCUUCGAAUCCCAAUUCAUAAUCAAACCCUUUCUACUAACCAAAAUCUACUUUUGGCUAAAUCCCCUUCCGAUCUCCUCAAAUUCACUGAUAUGUCCGAUCCCAAUACUUCUCUCUCUGCCCUCAACCUCGCUCAUGGCUCCAUUGUUUUCUUAGCUUACGAAGGCGAGAGAACCAUCGCAGGACCCGCUAUUCAUCCUGCUGGAUCGUUUGGCCGCAAGAUGACUAUGGAUGAUUUAAUCGCGAAACAAAUGCGAGUUACUAGACAAGAAAAUCCACAUUGCGAGUCGGUUUCGUUCGAUCGAGAUUGUGCCAAUGCAUUCCAGCAGUACGUUAAUGAGACACUAGCUUUUGCUGUUAAAAGGGGUGGGUUUAUGUAUGGAACGGUGUCUGAGGAAGGGAAAGUAGAGGUGAAUUAUAUAUACGAGCCACCGCAGCAAGGCACAGAGGAAGUUCUGUUGCUUUUGAGAGAUCCCCAAGAAGAGAAAUUGGUGGAUGCAAUUGCAGCAGGAUUAGGGAUGAGGAGAGUGGGCUUUAUAUUUACACAGACUAUAACGCAGGACAAGAAAGAUUACACUUUAUCCAACAGAGAGGUUUUGCAGGCGGCGGAAUUUCAUGCAGAGAGUGAGCUGAAGGAGUGGGUUACUGCGGUGGUGAAGCUGGAAGUGAAUGAAGAUGGGGUGGCUGAUGUUCAUUUUGAGGCGUUCCAGAUAAGUGAUAUGUGCAUUAGACUGUUUAAGGAAAAUUGGUUUGAGACAGAGAUUGGGGAGGAUAUUGAUCCUAAGUUGUCCAAAAUGAAGAAGGAUGUUGUUGUUGGAGGAAAGGAUGUUAGAGAGGUUGAUAAUGAUUUUUUCUUGGUCGUGGUUAAGAUUUUGGAUCACCAGGGUCCUCUUUCAUCUUCCUUUCCCAUUGAGAACAGGAUCACCCAAGUGACAGUGAGGGCACUGAAGACUCAUUUGGAUCGAACAAAGAAUCUUCCAUUCGUGAAAAGAAUUUCUGAUUUUCAUCUGCUGUUGUUUCUAGCCAAGUUUCUGGAUAUUAGUGAUGUUCCAGCAUUGGCAGAGUGUGUGCAAACACAGACGACAGUACCAGAAGGUUACCAACUCCUGAUUGAGUCCAUGGCUACUUCUUGAAUUGCUUGAUACAUUUUAUUGGGCAGAAAUCUUGUCUCUUGUGACUUACAAAAUUGCGAUUAUGCAUUCUUACUUGGGGCCCUAGAGCAAACUUGUUAUUGAUUUCCUGCGCUGCUUGGUGGCCAAGAAGGGCUCUGUGUCCCUGCAUCUUAAAUUAUACAAUGUCUAUAUGUACUCGGUGUUUAUUUAUCUAUAUUCAAGUAUCUUAGUAUCUGAUGGUCAAUGGUUUCACAUUUAUCUUCA